AUGGAGAAAGUAGAUCUGCUUGCUGUAAGUGAAGAACCUGAAAGUGCCCAAGUCCAUGGGACCCAACGAGAUCCAUCCACAGGUUUUGAGAGAACUCAAAUAUACCACACCAUAUUUAUUUCUGUUUUUCACUUAGAAUCACUUGUUGCUGUAGGAGAUGCAAGUAACUUGAAUGAAAACCUGGGACGGAGCAGCCCGACCAGUGAUUCAGGUGAAGAUGAAGCAGAGGGCAGAGCUUCACCUGAGCCAGAUCUCAUCCUCAGAGAUUACCAGAUGGAAGUUGCAAAACCAGCACUGAAUGGGGAGAAUAUAAUAAUAUGUCUCCCUACCGGCAGUGGUAAAACCAGAGUGGCUGUUUACAUUACCAAAGAUCACUUGGAUAAGAAGAAAAAAGCAUCAGAGCCAGGAAAAGUUAUAGUACUUGUUAAUAAGGUACCGUUAGUGGAACAGCAUUUACGAAAGGAGUUUAAUCCAUUCCUGAAACGCUGGUAUCAAGUUAUUGGUUUAAGUGGUGAUUCUGAGCUGAAAAUCUCAUUUCCUGAAGUUGUCAAAAGAAAUGAUGUCAUCAUUUGUACAGCACAGAUCCUGGAGAAUUCAUUGCUAAAUGCCACUGAAGAAGAUGAAGGUGUCCACUUGUCAGAUUUUUCACUCAUGAUUAUUGAUGAGUGCCAUCACACUCAAAAGGAAGGUGUUUACAACAAUAUCAUGCGACGUUACUUAAAAGAUAAGAUCAAGAACAGAAAGCAGGCAAAAGAAAACAAACCUUUGAUUCCACAGCCUCAGAUUCUGGGACUCACAGCCUCACCUGGAGUCGGCGGUGCAAAAUCCAGACCGAAAGCUGAAGAACAUAUUCUGAAAAUCUGUGCCAAUCUUGAUGCAUGCAGAAUCAUGACUGUUACAGAGCAUGCCUCCCAACUGAAGAAUCAGGUGAAGGAUCCAUUUAAGAAGACUGUGAUUGCAGAUGACAAAAGAAGGGAUCCAUUUAGAGAAAGAAUUAUUGAGAUCAUGCAAGAUAUUCAAAAAUAUUGCCAACUCUAUCCAAAAUCUGAGUUUGGAUCUCAGCCUUAUGAACAAUGGGUGAUUAGGGAAGAGAGAAGAGCUGCAAAAGAAGAAAAACGCAAGGAACGUGUCUGUGCAGAACACUUGAAGAAAUAUAAUGAUGCACUGCAAAUCAAUGAUACCAUUCGAAUGGUUGAUGCAUACAAUCACCUAAAUAACUUUUAUAAGGAGCUAAAAAGGAAGAAGACAGCAGGGAGUGAUGAUGAUGAAGAACCAUUAGUAUCAAAAAAGGAUGAAACAGAUGAAUUUUUAAUGGGUUUAUUUCAUGAAAAAAAGAAACAACUGAAAGAGUUGGCUAGAAAGCCAGAAUAUGACAAUGAGAAGCUAAUGAAGCUCCGAAACACUUUAAUGGAAGAGUUUACAAAGACUGAAGAAUCAAGAGGGAUUAUUUUCACGAAGACUCGACAAAGUGCCUUAGCUCUAUACCACUGGAUUAUGGAUAACCCAAAAUUUGAAGAAGUGGGAAUCAAAGCUCAUUAUCUUAUUGGUGCUGGACACAAUAGUGAAACUAAACCUAUGACUCAGAAUGAGCAAAGGGAAGUCAUUGAUAAAUUCCGAGGUGGAAGUAUAAACUUACUUAUUGCUACUACUGUAGCUGAGGAAGGCCUAGACAUCAAAGAGUGUAACAUUGUUAUUCGCUAUGGUCUGGUCACCAAUGAAAUUGCUAUGGUGCAGGCCCGUGGUCGAGCUCGAGCUGAUGAGAGCACUUAUGCACUUGUGGCUUCAAGUGGCUCAGGAGCGGUUGAACGUGAAGAUGUAAAUAUUUUCCGUGAAAAUAUGAUGUAUAAGGCCAUUCAACGUGUCCAAGAGAUGCCACCAGAAGAAUAUUUAAACAAGAUUCAGGACUUUCAGUUGCAAAGUAUAGUGGAAAAACGAAUGAAGGCAAAGAGAGAUCAGCGUAAGACAUAUAAGAAAAACCCUUCACUAAUAACAUUCCUAUGCAAGAAUUGCCACAAGGUGAUAUGUUCUGGAGAAGAUAUACGAGUUAUUGAAAAUAUGCAUCAUGUCAGUGUGAAAAAAGAUUUCCAACAUCUUUACCAUAUAAGAGAAAACAGGACAUUGCAAGACAAGCAUGCUGAUUACCAGACAAAUGUGGAAAUUAUAUGUAAAGAUUGUGGACAACCUUGGGGAAAUAUGAUGGUUUAUCGAGGUCUUGACCUGCCUUGUCUAAAGAUUAGAAAUUUUGUGGUUGUUUUUGAAGACAAGAAAACAACAAAGGAGAUUUUCAAGAAAUGGGGAGAACUGCCCAUCACGUUUCCUAAUCUUGAUUAUGCAGCUCAUUGUCCUUCAAGCGAUGAAGAUUAAGGACUCAGAAUGAAAAUAAAAGACUUUAAAAUCUUCUCUGGCUGCUGGUUAGAAGCUCCUGUGUCCUGUAGAGUUCUGCACCAUAGAUAUUGCAUCAUGAACACUAUAAAGGCUCCUGAAUUCCUUAAAAAACUGCCUUAAAAAGGAGAAAAGGCCCAAGAAAGGAAAAGGACGACAAAGUCCAGUGGUAGCUGUCCACGCUUCAAUUUGUUCUGAUACUCCAGAACAAAGAACAAAUGCAUUGUAGUGGUGUGCAUUCAUGGAACAAAUUCCCUCCUCAGUAGUGUCCAGUGUGGUUUGGCAACACUCAAAUGCAUGUUAGGUAACCUGUCUUCAAGCACAGAACAUGAGACAGACUUCUUGAGACUUGCCAUGGUGAUUCUUUUCAGUUCUACUUUCUUCUACAACCUUUGUGAAGAUAAAAUGUCUUAAAAAAGAAUUCAUGUAAAAAGAGCAAAUUACUUGGCUGUUAUUUGAGUCAUUGUUGCUUCUUCAGUGUUUUCAUGAUUUAGUCUUUCAUCUUAUCUUUAGCUGUAAGCUUAUAGAUUUUUAUGAAGUAAAAUUUCAUUAGAAGAGAUUUUAAAAAAUCAAGCCCUUAAAUUUACUUGAAAUUGAUUAUUUUAAUGUCUGUAAAGCACAAUGCCAAGUGACUUUCUUUGUGUUAGUUUCAUACGAUUGUUAAACUACCUAUGCAAUGAAGUAUGUUUUUUUUCCAAUAAAUGACUGUAACGAAUAGCAUUUGCCAACUUUGAUGCUGUUUAGUCUGUUUCAUUGUAAUUAUUUUGACAGUAAAAAGAUUACAGUUUCACCCUA
Meleagris gallopavo (turkey) is the source of this 3177-nucleotide messenger RNA. The record is from RefSeq and is a predicted model, not a curated record. NCBI's taxonomy places the organism in Eukaryota, Metazoa, Chordata, Aves, Galliformes, Phasianidae.